AAAUUUGACAGCUCGCGAAAAGAAAACAAUCAUUCCUGUGAAUUUGCUGCUACUCGCAGGUGCGUUCCAGAACAGCUCCCGUUAAUUUGUGCAUCGGCAUCGGUUUUUGGUGUUCAAUCGAGCUUAUGGUACGCUAAUCAGAACAACAAGAAACCUGCUCGUACGUGUGUGAGAGUGUGUGAAAGCAACAGCAAAGAACGCAAGCAAAGAUGGACACAAUGGAAGUACCGAACUAUGGCACCGUGGUGGUGUGCCCGUACAACAACGCGCACCAGAUACUGGCGGAGCGUUUGCAGAAGCAUCUGGUCAAGUGCCGGCGGCAGUACCCGAACGCCAAGAUUACCGCCUGCCCGUUCAACAACGCGCACCACAUCCCGGAGCAGGAGCUGAAGCUGCACACGAAGACUUGCCCCGACCGGGGCCAGAUGGAAUCGUUCAAGUAUGCGAUCGCGUCGACCCCGGCACCGCCGCCACAAGCCGCCGUGUACGUACGGUCGGACGGUACGACGGUCUUGGCGACGGCCCCGCCAGUGGAGGACGUUAAGCAAGACGACGACGAGAACUGGGACGACAUGGAUGCACCGGCCUACAAUCCGGCCAAGUACUGUGCGAACAAUCUCAUCAUCCGGAAGGCGACGCACAAGACCGCGGCGGAGAAGCGCCAGUUUUACGAGGACGAACGCGUCCGCCAUGAGAUGCUGAAGAAGGGCAACGCCUAAUCGUGCGGAUGUGUGGGUGUGUAUGUGUGUGUAUCCGGUAAAUACUAAUACUAAGGGCACGCUUUGCCGUCUUUUGUUAUACCUAGGGCGAUAGUGUUAUCAGGACUGUAAGAAUCUAAUUGGAGAACAGUAAGCUUGUUUUUUCUUUAUCUUUUCAACGAAUGAUUUAAUGGAAGUCAGUGUAGAAAUCACGUAAGGCACGUGGAAGUUUCAGGUAAUACACACACAAAAAUAUGAAUUUUAUCUACCUUUCGCUCUCUGUACUCGAGUUACCCGUUGGAAUUAUUCUCAAACUCUUCAGAAGAGAUUUGAUCCUAACCGAUGCCAUAUCAAGGGCAAAUGAUCCUUAAAAAUUAAUCUUUGAAAAUUUUGACAAUGUUUGUUGAAUUUGUUGAAACCAGUAGCAAGUGAAUUAAGCAGGAAAUGUACAGAAAAAGCAAAUAUUUCAAUGUAAAGGGGCAUAAGAGAGUCAUUCGUAGUGAUGAAGAGCUGAAGAUAUUGGCCAGUAUAUUAAAAAAAAAACAACUCAAAA
Molecule: messenger RNA, 1251 nt
Organism: Anopheles gambiae (African malaria mosquito)
Lineage: Eukaryota; Metazoa; Arthropoda; Insecta; Diptera; Culicidae
Product: gametocyte-specific factor 1 homolog
Exons: 1
Coding region: 210-719 (169 amino acids)
Source: RefSeq, a predicted model, not a curated record